AUAUGACGUUGGUCAUCCGCAAACAACUCAAAAUGCUAAUCUCAUCGUUGUUUUAGCCGCGUCAAUAUUCACCAUACCAGCAAUCGCCGCGGAGAAGAAAUCGUAACGGGUAAUCUUGUACACCGACUUUUCGCGCCCAUUCGUUGGAUAAGUGUCUCUGAAAAAAAAACAAAAAAAAAAACGGUUGGACAAAGAAGCAAGUAAGGUUGCAGAGUCUUGUUGUUUAUGGAGGGAAUGGAAGAUGAAGGACCCUCAUCACAGGGUGAACCUCCACAUAUCGAAGAUGUGCAGCUGUCGGCAGAGGAGCUGAUGUAUGUGGAGAGCUCCGCCCCUCUAGAAAAUGUGUGCGAAUACAAGGAAGCGGUGCACAAGCUGACAGAGGGCUUACUUUCCCACUACUUGCCUGGCCUUCAGAACUCAAAACGUACUCUCCAAGAACUCACACAAAAUCAGCUCAUAUUGUUGGACACACUGGACCAAGAAGUCACCAAGUUCCGAGACUGCAACACCUUACUUGACCUGAAUUCACUGUUUACAGAGGCCAAGGUUUACCACAACAAACUGGUCAAUAUCAGGAAAGAGAUGAUUUUAAUCCAUGAAAGGACAACAAAAUUAAAGAAAAGAGCUUUAAAGCUGCAGCAGCACAAGCAGAAGGAGGCGCUGGAGAGGGAGCACCAGCGCGAGAAGGAGCUGGAGCGAGAGCGGCAGCUUAUUGCCAAACCUGCUAAAAGAACAUAAGCUCCUGUGGUAUGGUGGUUUUGCAUGUUUCAGCCCAUUUUCUACCAAGGAACAAUUUUGUAUUGUACGUGCAACAACAUUUAAGAAAACGUAGUAAGAGGCCAAAGUAUGAGUGUCAUACAGUGGUUAUGACAGUCAUAAAUCUUCUGGUUGCUAGUCUGCAACCACAAGAACACUUUAGAGGCCUGACACCGUCGAGUGAGUGGAUUCUUCAUCAAAUAUUUCGCCGCAAAAACUGUUGCAGCAUGAACACCUAUUUGUGUACAAGAGUGAGCAAUUCUUCAAAAGAGGCUUCAAGAUGAGAUAAGGUUAUUGUCCUACUAAAUUCAAAACAAAGAGAAGCUUUGCCCUCAGCAAGUUAAUACAAGAUGCCAUAGAUGGGCUCUUGCAUCGUGAUUUAAAGGCAGAUGGCACAUCAUAUGUAGACAGACAGUUCGACAAUGCUCAGAGGCAUUUUUUCUUUCUCAACAGAGAGAAUUGAUCAUUAUUAUUAUUAUUCCAGUUUACUGUGCUGUGUCACAAUAUGGAUUCAACUUGUAUCUCAAGGCAUAUCUGUACAUGUGCCGCAAAUACAGCAAUGGGAAUUUGAACGUUAAAGUUUGCCCACUUGCAAAGAAAGUACCAGUCUCAAUUUUUAUGGUUUUUAUUUAUUACAGUAAUAGACACUAUUGGUUAAAAUACAUUU
Syngnathus acus (greater pipefish) is the source of this 1423-nucleotide messenger RNA. It is a transcript of the gene bloc1s6, whose product is annotated as biogenesis of lysosomal organelles complex-1, subunit 6, pallidin. NCBI's taxonomy places the organism in Eukaryota, Metazoa, Chordata, Actinopteri, Syngnathiformes, Syngnathidae. The transcript is spliced from 6 exons. The coding region runs from base 226 to 738 and encodes 170 amino acids. Gene Ontology annotation, biological process: intracellular transport. Gene Ontology annotation, cellular component: transport vesicle; extrinsic component of membrane; BLOC-1 complex. The record is from RefSeq and is a predicted model, not a curated record.